AUAAUCUAGUCAAUUUAAAUCUAAUUAUCUAAUUCUAAUGACUUUUGUCAUUGGUCUCUAGAUCUUAUAGUUUUUGGUAGAGUCUAGAGACACUAAAGUCUAGUCUAGAUUCGAGUUAGUCUACUGCUACUCUAACGUUAAACUUAAAGUUAAGACUAACGAGUAACAGUAAGUUUGUUAUUUUGAUUAAAAAAUGAAAGGCAGAAAAAAAACACCAAAGCCAAAUGAACAUAAUGAUGGUCCAAAGAGAUCUUUGCGUAAAAGAAAUAUAACUGCGCCAAUUGAAGCUAAAUCAGAUUCUACAAAGAAAGUUAAAAAAAGCCAGAAGAAGCCUAUAGCAAACAUUACAGUAUCAAAUUUGAAUCACGCUGAGAAAACUAAUGGAGAAACAGAAUUUGAGAGCACAUCAACACAUCACAAAAUGAUAGGUUCUUGCACUAGAAGUUGGCCUGUUUUAGACUUUGAAAACCACAGAAGUGAGAUUGUAAAUUGUACACCUCAUUUGUGGCCAUUACAUCAUGACUGCAGUAAAAAUAUAUUCCAUUAUAUUACCAACAACUCUUUGGGCAGGCCAACUUAUGGAAACAAAAUGGCUAUAGAUAGAAAAACUCUUUCUGCCAUUGAAGAUUAUGAUGUUUUCAGUGCACAGCAGCCAUACCACAGCAGAAUAACUGCAAUAGAAUGGCAUCCAAAAAUGGAUAAUCAUUUCUGUGUUGGCUCUAAGCAUGGGGACUUGGGCUAUUACAGACUUAAAUAUAAAGACUCACAGUCAAUGAAAAUUAAAAGAAUAAAAUCAUUUACAGGUAUUGGACCUGGGGGUUAUAUAUCUGCUAUGAAGUUUCACCCAACAGAUGACAACAAAUUCUUCACAGCAUCUCUUGAUGGUAAAGUUUCUCUUGGAGAUAUGGAAAACGACACUGAACUAGGGCAGAAAGUAUUUUUAAAUACUUGUUCCUGGGAGCGUUGGUACUGUUCCUUGGAUGCACACAAGACAGACAAUCUAGUAGUAGCUGGGUCUAAUGCUGGUCAUACUCAUCUACUUUCUAGAACUGGAGAUGUUAUUUGGGACAAAAGACUACAUAGUCAAAAAGUGAGUCAUUUGGAGUUUUCUCCCUGUGAACCCCAUUUACUGUGUUCAGCUUCUCUGGACCACACUGUGAGAAUGUGGGACUUAAGAAUGGUCAACGAGAAGAAACCUUUGAGCUGUUUACACCAUGAUAAAGGAAUUAAUUCAGCUUUUUUUAGCCUGACUGACGGAACUCGUUUGUUAACAACAGACCAAGGGGAUAAUAUUCGUAUCUACCGAGCUCCAUUCUGGCAACUAGAGACUGAUAUAAGACAUCCUCAUCGGUUCUUUCAGCACAUCACACCUAUCAAAGCCUACUGGCAUCCAUUGUCUGAUACUAUAAUGUGUGGUAGAUUCCCUGAUGAGAAAAAUUAUCCAGAUCUUGGUGAUAAAAGAGCUAUUGACUUUUUUAACCCCUGUACUGGAGCGAUGGUGUACUCCUUGAAAAAUGUUCACUAUAACAACAUCACAUCGCUGUGCAAAUUUAACAACACUGGCAAUGUUCUGUUGAGUGCAAUGGGUUAUAACAUGUUGUUAUGGUCAACCUCAGCAUCUCAAGAGGUGUCAGAAGACCACUGUGCCAAAGACAAGAAACAAACAAGAGAAACAUUGGAAAACCAAAUGUCAAAAGAAAAAAUACAAUUAACAUGUGACAAAUCCAAGGAUAAAAAAAUUUCAAAACUUCAGCUAAAUAUAAAGGACAAGAGAAAAAGUAAAGAUAAUGAUGUAGACAAAGCGUCAAAGAAACGAAAACGUAACUAAAUGUUGGAAAAAAAGAUUUAUUUAAAAAGGACUUAUUUACUACAUCUCUAGUAGAUAUUAGAUUGUUGAAAUCUAUUGUAAAUAAAUUAUUGAAAAACUUCUCUCACUUGUUUUAUUUAAUUAGAGUAACACAAUUAGAAAUUUAUAAACAAUUUGAUCUAUUAGGAAAUAAUUUGAGAACAAAUUAGAAAAAAAAAAUGUUUGUAAUAAUUAUUUGAUUCACUUGCAGAUAAUUUAGUAAAUCUUAAAACCUACAACUUUCAACUAAAGUUUUUACAAAAUAACUAUUAUGACUUUUAGUACUAAUUAUUCAUAUGUUGUUUAUAUGUUGUUGGAGGAAAGAACACACAUUAGCAACAUAAAGUUCUUUAUUCUAAUUUCAAUUGUGGAAAAACAGUGAAAAAUAUUAUACAAAAUAAAAACCAAACAAUUAGAAGACAAAAUGAUUCUUAUUGUAAACAAUUUAUUUUUAUUUUAUAUAUAUUGGUAAAAAUGUGCUCCAUGUAAGUCUCAUUGCAAGGUUAAAGAGCUUGCUUUGAAGGUCUCACACAUACUUCAUAUGGUUAUAAUUAUCUAAAUGCAAAGAAAUUUAAAUUUGUUAUUGUUUUAUUUUUUAUCUCUCACAAGGGCUUACAUCAGAGGUGGCCAAUCUUUUGCUUCUGUGCGCCAUUUUUUGUUCACUUCUAAUUUAGAUGCACCACACACAUUUUCACUCCUUAAAAGUAUUUGGUGAUUGUAUUGAUUAUUUCUAAUUGCACUUGGACUAAUAUAUAAACACUGUUAGCAGUUUAAACAAAAAUAAUAUCUGAUAAAAACAAGAUCACAUCAGUCAAGCUUGAAUGAGACUUUCUUCUUUACUUUCACCAAAUCUGUAAUAUCAAAAGUUACAUUUGUAAAUGAAUGCCACUGACAGUUCUUCAAAUUGGAAUCUGACAGUUGUGGCUUCAUUUUUUUCUUGAAAUACUUGCAUCUGUAUGUGGACCAGAGUGAUGGGCAUAACUUGAAGCAAGUUUUCAUAGUUCUGCAAAAUGUUCACAUGGUGAUGAUCGCCAAAACUGAAGCAUUUCAGUUCCAUCUUUACAUUACUAGACAUUUUCAGAAUAUUUCUUUCAGUAAGUGAAAAUGGAUUUAUAAAUGCAAGCAUGUAGUUUUCUUCUUCAGCAAAAUCAUUCAAACAAUUAUUAGAGGUUUCCUGUAAUCAUUUCAUUGAUUGAAAUAUAUGCUCUAAAAGUGCAUUGGACACAUUGACUUUGUUCUUUCAAAUGUGGAAAUUGACUCAUCAGAUGUUUCUUAAACAUUUUUAACUUCACUUUGAAUUCACUGAUUAGAUUUGUGAAACAAUGUUUCCUAGCCUUGCAGUUUAAAAUUGAGAUGGCUUGUAACAUCAACUAAAAAUACUAAAUCAAACAUUCUUUUUUUGAUUCCAUAAACUUGCAGCUCAUCUUUCUCUUCUAAUUAUUUAUAUAUUUUUCAGUUUCCAAAAUCUUCUGAGAACUUGUUAUCUAGAAAACCAACACACCUCGCAACAUAUCACACAGUUAAGAAUAUUCUCUGAAUUCUCUUCUGUAUAAUCCUCUUAUUUUAUUUACAAUUUUAUAACUAGUAUAACAUGCUUCAAAAUCCAUCUUUUUCCACACUCUUGGUGUAUAAUGCAAUGAUAUUUCUUAAGACUUAAACUAGGACUGCUUUAUUGAUCAUUAUUGGAAUUUUAUUGUGACUUAGAUUUUAUAGAAAUCAGCUAUUAUAUCUUUUCUUGAUUUUUUUUUCUUAAGGACAUAGUGUGCCAUGCAAUGCAACAUUUUUGGUGCAUGCACCAUAGGUUGGUCAGCCCUGGCUAAGAUAGCAAAUUAUGUAAAUAUACUGGCAAAAAUAGCAUCAUAUUCACAAAUAUAUAAAUACAAAAAAAAAACAUGAUACAAAUAACAUGGACAAUAAGAUUUACAAUCUACAAAGGUUUGCAUAGCUAUUAGCUACUUUUACUGUGUUAAUAGAACUUCAUAUACAUAGUAAUGAAAUCAGGCUUGUUUUUUGCAGCUGUUGUAAUGACAUUGUUUAGGGCUAUUUUUCUUGCUCAUUCUUCCAAUGUAAAUUUAGUGUAUAUAUAUAAAUUUUUUCAGAUGUCAAUCUAAGAAAAAUAUUUAAAACAUUGUUGACAAUUUAAAGAUCAGAUUAAUCAGAAUGGUUAGCAAAAUAGCAAAUUACAUUUUUUUAACCCCAGAUUUCAAGUUAUUGAAUAUUUAAUGCUUCAUUAAAAAUGCUUUAUAAACAUUUUAACAAUCUCAACAAGAUUAUCAUAAAGAAACCUUAAGAAAUCUAUAGAUAUAGAUUAAAGUAAAAAAAAAAAAAGGUAAGGCGGCA
Messenger RNA from Biomphalaria glabrata, 4186 nucleotides. RefSeq names its product DNA damage-binding protein 2-like. The record is from RefSeq and is a predicted model, not a curated record. The transcript has 11 exons. Bases 194 to 1828 code for a protein of 544 amino acids. Gene Ontology annotation, molecular function: protein binding; damaged DNA binding. Gene Ontology annotation, biological process: response to UV; DNA repair. Gene Ontology annotation, cellular component: Cul4-RING E3 ubiquitin ligase complex; nucleus. NCBI's taxonomy places the organism in Eukaryota, Metazoa, Mollusca, Gastropoda, Planorbidae.